Molecule: messenger RNA, 744 nt
Organism: Lathyrus sativus (Indian pea)
Lineage: Eukaryota; Viridiplantae; Streptophyta; Magnoliopsida; Fabales; Fabaceae
Source: the annotation of a GenBank genome assembly
AUGGUCAAUUUUUUGAGAGAGUGGUCAUGCCAUUUAUGUAAGGGAAAGACAGAUGAAUAUCUUCAAGCAAGGCAGGCCUACAUAGCAGAACUCCGGAAGAGAUAUGAUGCAGCCUUGGAACGUAGGACUAAAAUAUUAGAGAUCAUUCGUUCUUUGGAUCUUCCAAAUAAUCCUUUGGAUGAUAUUACUGACCAGUUAGGAGGGUCCGACAAAGUUGCAGAAAUUACACGAAGGAGAGGCAUGCUUGUGAGGGGCCCUACCGGAAAGGGUGUAACUUAUCAGGUUUGUAAUACAAAGGACGUCACUAUGGAAAUGGUUAACAUGCACGAAAAGCAGCUUUUUAUGGACGGAAUAAAGUUUGUUGCUAUUAUUUCUGAAGCUGGAUCAGCUGGUGUUUCCUUGCAGGCAGAUAAGAGAGCGGCAAAUCAGAAAAGAAGGGUUCAUUUAACGCUAGAGCUUCCAUGGAGUGCUGACCGUGCAAUUCAGGAAUUUGGAAGAACUCAUAGAUCAAAUCAAGCUUCAGCACCAGAAUACAGGAUACUCUUUACUAAUCUUGGUGGAGAACGGCGAUUUGCAUCAAUUGUUGCGAAGAGAUUAGAAUCUCUCGGUGCUUUGACCCAGGGGGAUCACAGGGCUAGGCCUUCAUUAAGCACUUAUAAUUAUGAUAGUGCUUAUGUAAAGAGGGCUCUGGUGAUUAUGUACAAAGGAAUAAUGGAGCAGGUUUCAUAUUAUUCUUUGAAAUAG